CAAGAUGCCGAAAGGAAAGAAGGCCAAAGGGAAGAAGGUGGCUCCGGCCCCUGCUGUCGUGAAGAAGCAGGAGGCCAAGAAAGUGGUGAAUCCCCCGUUUGAGAACAGGCCUAAGAAUUUUGUCAUUGGACAGGACAUCCAGCCCAAAAGAGACCUCACCCGCUUUGUGAAAUGGCCCCGCUACAUCAGGUUGCAGAGGCAGAGAGCCAUCCUCUGUAAGCAGCUGAAAGUGCCUUCUGCGAUUAACCAGUUCACCCAGGCCCUGGACCACCAAACAUCUACUCACAAGUACAGACCAGAGACAAAGCAAGAGAAGAAGCAGAGGCUGUUGGCCCUGGCCGAGAAGAAAGCUGCUGGCAAAGGGGACGUCCCCACUAAGAAACCAUCUGUCCUUCAAGCAGGAGUUAAUACCGUCACCACCUUGGUGGAGAACAAGAAAGCCCAGCCGAUGGUGAUUGCACACGAUGUGGAUCCCAUUGAGCUGGUUGUCUUCUUGCCUGCCCUGUGUCGUAAAAUGGGGGUCCCUUACUCCAUUAUCAAGGGGAAGGCAAGACUGGGCCAUCUAGUCCACAGGAAGACCUGCACCACUGUCGCCUUCACACAGGUUAACUCGGAAGACAAAGGCGCUUUGGCUAAGCUGGUGGAAACUAUCAGGACCAAAUACAACGACAGAUACGAUGAGAUCCGCCGUCACUGGGGCGGCAAUGUCCUGGGUCCCAAGUCUGUGGUUCGCAUCGCCAAGCUCAAAAAGGCAAAGGCUAAAGAAUUUGCCAUUAAACUGGGUUAA
Molecule: messenger RNA, 787 nt
Organism: Pan troglodytes (chimpanzee)
Lineage: Eukaryota; Metazoa; Chordata; Mammalia; Primates; Hominidae
Product: large ribosomal subunit protein eL8-like
Exons: 1
Coding region: 5-787 (260 amino acids)
Biological process (GO): ribosome biogenesis
Cellular component (GO): ribonucleoprotein complex
Molecular function (GO): RNA binding
Source: RefSeq, a predicted model, not a curated record